Messenger RNA from Achroia grisella, 992 nucleotides. RefSeq lists its product as uncharacterized. Bases 109 to 561 code for a protein of 150 amino acids. The record is from RefSeq and is a predicted model, not a curated record. Lineage: Eukaryota; Metazoa; Arthropoda; Insecta; Lepidoptera; Pyralidae. The transcript is spliced from 3 exons.
GAAUCGCUUUACGAACUCAGUUGUGUCGCGCGGACGGUGCUGCCAACAGAAAAAAAGCGGAAAUUAUAUUUUUUUUUCAAACUCCGCACUCGUAAGGUGUUGGUUAAGAUGAAAUACUUGGUUGUAUUCGCCGUUUUUGCUCUGGCGCUGGCCGCCGAAGAAACGAAGGAAGAGGAGAGGCCAAAAACAUUCAGAAGGCUCAUCCCUGCUGAUAUUCUGAGAGAUUUCCCUGGAAUGUGUUUCGCCUCAACUCGGUGUGCGACCGUGGAGCCUGGUAACACCUGGGACCUGGCGCCAUUCUGCGGCAGAAGCACCUGCGUAGUCAGUGAAGAUCAACCACCAAGACUUUUGGAGUUGGUCGAAGAUUGUGGUCCACUGCCACUUGCCAACCCCAAGUGCAAGCUUGACACUGACAAAACCAACAAGACGGCACCUUUCCCCGGAUGCUGUCCGAUCUUCACCUGCGAGGAUGGAGUGAAAUUGGAGUACCCCGAACUCCCCACGCCUCCACCAGAAGGAGAAGAAGAGAAGAAAGAAGAGGAGAAACCUAAAGCCUCAUAAAUAAUAAAUAAUUAAACGUCACAGAUUUUUUGAACGCAGAACUACGUUGUCAGUUGUAAUUUAAAAAAUGGCGCGUUCUUUAAUAUUUUCUAAUUUAAUCUGUGAAUUAUUUGGUCUCAUAAAACGUUACCUAUGCCAAAUUGUUAUAAAAAAAGUAACUGUAUAUCCUUAGUAUUUACUAACAAUGGGAUUACAAUGAACAAAUUCAAACAGAGCUUCAUAUUUCCUGUUCAUUCAAUGAUAUAAAAGAUAAUAGAUGACUAAUCUUUUGUUUAGUAUGAAUGCCGUGCAUUCGAUAUCCAGGUAAAAGUGGAAUGCAUAGACAAGUGAUUGUUUUUUUAGAAGUUUACCAGCUUUUUUAUUUGAAUACCUGCCUAAUGUAAUGUUGUGAUAUUGAUACAGUAAAAUAAAUAAAUAAUAUAAAAGUUAUU